Messenger RNA from Gaeumannomyces tritici R3-111a-1, 303 nucleotides. RefSeq lists its product as hypothetical. Lineage: Eukaryota; Fungi; Ascomycota; Sordariomycetes; Magnaporthales; Magnaporthaceae. The transcript has a single exon. Bases 1 to 303 code for a protein of 100 amino acids. The record is from RefSeq and is a predicted model, not a curated record.
AUGAACAGACGCUAUAAAAGGAAAAGAAACAGUUACAUAUCAGAAAAUUCUCUCUACUUUGCCUACACCGCCCUGGCGCUCCCCAUCCCUGCAGGGGACGCCAGCACCAACCGGGCAGCGGCCACCAGCAUAUCCAACCCUUCUGACGUCGGCGCCGUCCUUGGAGGCCUCCUGGGCGGGGCAGCGGGAGCAGUCACGGCGGGCGUAGGCGCGGGGGCGGCAGCCGGUGCCGCUGCUGGUGGCAGCAAGGGGGCCGACAAAUGGGGCAAGAAGGGAGGCAAGAAAUGGGGAAAAUGGGCCUAG